This is a messenger RNA of Myxocyprinus asiaticus (Chinese sucker), 7318 nucleotides long. Its product is annotated as PR domain zinc finger protein 2-like. Bases 1 to 5259 code for a protein of 1752 amino acids. Gene Ontology annotation, molecular function: DNA-binding transcription factor activity, RNA polymerase II-specific; histone methyltransferase activity; protein binding. The transcript is spliced from 7 exons. Lineage: Eukaryota; Metazoa; Chordata; Actinopteri; Cypriniformes; Catostomidae. Gene Ontology annotation, cellular component: nucleus. The record is from RefSeq and is a predicted model, not a curated record. Gene Ontology annotation, biological process: regulation of transcription by RNA polymerase II.
AUGGCUUUGCCUCGAGAAGCAUAUGAAACCUUGGAUGACAUCCCAGCCCAUGUGUGGAGAGGGCUGCCAAACAGUAUGAAGCUGGGUCCAUCAGCUGUCAACCCAAAUCGCAUUGGUGUCUGGGCAUCUAGACUAAUACCCAAAGGCAAACGGUUUGGACCAUUUGUAGGAGAACGAAAGAAGAGAUCUCAAGUGACAAGUAAUGUAUACAUGUGGGAGGUAUAUUUUCCAGCCUGGGGGUGGAUGUGUGUGGACGCCACAGAUCCAUUGAAGGGAAAUUGGCUGCGCUAUGUGAACUGGGCACGCAACUCUCAAGAGCAAAACCUUUUUCCACUGGAGAUCAACAGAGCAAUUUACUACAAAGUGUUAAGGCCAAUCGGUCCAGACGAAGAACUUCUCGUGUGGUACAAUGGGGAAGACAAUCCAGAGAUAGCAGCUGCAUUAAAGGAAGAAAGGACUAGCAACCUGAACAAGAAGAGUUCGCCCAGAGCAAAGCGAGCAAGGAGGAAGUUGUCGCAAAGAGCCAGACUGGCUGAUUUAAGUGGAUUCUGUGAACCCAAGAAUUCAAGUGCCACUGAAUCAACAAUCACAGAGAUGCGGGACUCAGAGAAAGGGCUUAGUGGAGAAGAAAGACCCACAUCACCAUAUGAGUUGCAACAGGAGAAUCCACCCUCCCAGUCAUCCUCCACAGAGAGGGAAAUUGCUGCCAAGUCUCAUGGUGCUACUACAACAGAAAUUAACCAGAGGGAAGGAUUGGAUGAGGACAAUGCAGAGGCUGAUGGACCGCUGCAGCUGUCACAGUCAAAUCAGAGCCCACAGCACCCCUCUGAGGUAGAGUCCGUUGAUGGGAACAAAAAAUCUGACCUGCAAUUACAUUCUGGCAGUCCUGCAGAAGAAAGCUCUGAGAGUCCACAAUGUGAUACAGAGUGUGUAUCCUCUUUAGCGAAUCCUGAAUUUCUUGAGGCAGAAGGGGAUUUUGAGGAUGACACCCAGGAAGGAACAUACCCCUGUCAGCAUUGUGAGCGUCAUUUUUCCACCAAACAGGGCCUUGAGCGCCACAAUCACAUUCACACUACUUCAAACCAUCAAACUCAUACUUUUAAGUGCAGGUACUGUACUAAGCCCUUUGGCUCUCAGGUAGGCAGGCGCAGACAUGAACGAAGACAUGAGAAUGGGAGUAAAGCAUUAAAUAGGCCAGGAUCACUCACCAGAAUGGCGUUUCUCCGCAGUCCCUCCACACCCAAUGAUUCUGCUACCUCUAGCGGUGUGUCCUCUCCAAGCCAUGCAUUUGUUAUGAGCACACAGAAUGACCCACCCCAGCAAAUUUCAGACAGUUUGAAAAUAGAGCCUGGUGCUGAAUCUGAUCGACCUUUUAUAUUGGAUGAGAAUGGCGAGUCAAAAGAGCUUCAUCCUUGUAAGUACUGUAACAAAGCUUUCGGCACACACACCAACAUGCGCAGACACCAGCGCAGAAUCCACGAGCGGCAUCUAAUGCCAAAAGGUGUUCGGAGGAAAGGUAUGCUCUUGCAGGAUGGCUCUUCCCAACAAAAACAGCAGCAGCAGCAUGAACAAGGACAGCCUGUUUCACUUCAGGAAGAGUCACCAAGUGCCAGUCCACCACCUAUUUAUGUGCCCAGUGUGGACACGGAGGAUGAGGGUGAGAGAGAGGAGUGUAUGGUUGAUAUCUCUAACAACAUUUCUGAAAAUCUCAGCCAUUACAUAGAUGGAAAGCUCCCGUCAACAAGCACAGUGAGCAACUGUGAGGUCAUAGAGGUCGAUUCAAGCACCGCAGCGAUGUUUGGCCUUGAUGCUCUCAUUCUAAAUCCAAAACAAAUUACUCAUGCUCUGAAAGUUGAAACACGGACUUGUCCAGUUAAAGAAGUUUCAUUUGCAGCUCAGUCAGUUUCUAGAAGACGAACAACUACACCACCAAUGUUUCCUGCAGUGAAAGUGGAGGCAGAAACGGUUUCCUCUUCUUCCUCCCUGUCCUCCCCUUCCUCUCAGUCGUCUUUGUUGGUAGGAAACAUAUUCUCCCAGUCGACAGAAAUGUUAGCUUUUCAAAAGGAGAAAACUGUUUAUCUUUCUCCAAAACUCAAACAACUACUGCAGGCCCCAGACGGUCAGAAACCAGCUAUAGGUCUAAUUACAGAUAGCCAUAGAUUGACCACCCCACUUUCAGUAACUUCUCUACCUGCUGUUCAAGGUAGGUUUAAAAGAAGAACCGCCUCCCCUCCCACUACCAUACUGAAUAGUCCUUCACAAAGAAAUGAUGGCCUAAGCACUUCAACUGGGGUUUCAUGUUCUCUAAAGGUGCCAAAGAUCGAAAGCCAUUGUAUUACACUUGCCUGGAGUUUAUCCAGCAAAGAUCAUAGUGAUGCCAUGAGCCUAACAGAAAAAGACUGGUCUCCCUCAAGAAGUGGGGGGAAUUCUUGCAAUCAGCAGCCUCUUGACCUUUCGAAUUCCUUUACUAAAAGAGACAGUAGUGUAAGCAGAGGUUCUGGAGAGGCUGUGUUGGACUUAAGUAUGAGUCGUAAAAGUACUGUUGAGCAUGAAGUGAAGACAAACUCAGCCACACUACCGCCUCAUGCAAAGAGAAAGAAACCCAAUACCAGCAUUUUAGAGAAAGUGUUAAUGAAUGAAUAUGCUGGCUUAAGUUCAGCUGGAGAAGAAGGCUCAAACACUCUUGGAAGCCCUGAUGCUCUUUCGUCUUCGGAGAGUGCCACAUGCGUCGCCCCUUCUAGUCCCGGUUCGGGUUCAGAGCAUCUUCCUUGUGAAUCAGCCUCCCCUCCCUCCCUGACCCCUAUGACUAUAAAUCCAUCCUCUCCAUCGUCCUCUAGUACAGCAUCAUCUACACCCCCUCCUCCUGUCCUACCCACUGUCCCUUCACCUCCACCUUUAUCUUUGCAACAUUUUCAGAUGUUGGAUACCUCAUCGCUAUCCCCGUUCCCUGUGUUGUCCCCAAAAAUGUCCCCCAAGAAUGUUGAGCAUAGUCUAGAGGAAGUGCCAGAUGCAGCUAACUUAACGGAGUCGUGCCAUGAUGCAUUAAAUCCCAAUAUUAAUAAAUUGGAUCAAACUGCUGAGCAUUUAGACCCUGCAGAGUCUGCACCGCCUCAGGAUAUGAAAAGACAUUGUGAAGCAGAUUCACCUUCAAAGUCUGAAACACUACUUGAGGGCUCAACCCAUGAUUCUAAGCCUCUUUUGUUAAGAAAUGCAGAUCAAGCAGAUUCUUCUCUCUUAGAUUUGGGUACUGCCUCUGAAACAAGCCAAAGCAGUUCCUGUGAAGGAACUCUCCCUGAAGACCUCGAUAUUAAAGCUGAAGGGCGACACAAAUCAAAGUAUUCUCAUUCUACUGUACAAUCAACUCUCAAAAAGGAAUCCCCCUCAGUCUCCUUGCACAGUGAAUUGCAGCUUUCUCAAAAAUCAUUAGCAGUCGAUAACGACUUGGUUGUAGAGGAUACAGGGAAAAAGGAAGAGCCAGUUGAGGUCACUGCGAAUGGGGGCGAUGUUUCCGCUUCACCUGGAACUCCAGCCCGAAGUUCUGAUGAAGUUGAGACACCAGAGCGAGAGGCAUUUGUCAAGAGUUUUGUUUGUAAUGUUUGCAAAGAGCCAUUUCGCUCCAUCAAAGACCUUAGUGGCCAUAUAAUAGAGCAUGCCUCGGAGUGGCCUUUUAAGUGUGAGUUUUGUGUGCAGUUAUUUGGUAAUGCUACUGCGCUCCUUGAACACCGCUCCUCUCUUCAUGGGGUGGGAAGAAUUUAUAUUUGCUCCAUUUGCUCAAAGGAGUUUGCCUUCCUCUGCAAUCUCCAGCAACAUCAAAGUGACCUACAUCCAAGUCAAAAUUGCACUCACACUGCCGUAGAAAAUGGGAAGCUCAGACCUCAGAAUUACACCGAACCUGAUCAGGCAAAUAUGAAGAAAAAUUUCAGUGACACGGUUGAUGACUCCACUGCUGAAGCCCCCUCUCAGGAUUUUUCUGAGGAGCAUAACAGUAGUGACACUAAUACAGCAGAAGACAAAGAUGGCCAUGAGGACCCUACAGAAGAACUAUACACUACAAUAAAGAUUAUGGCGUCUGAGGCUGGGAAGCCGAAAGGCCCAGAUGUUCGGCUUGGCAUCAAUCAACACUACCCCAGCUUUAAGCCUCCACCUUUCCCCUACCACAACCGAACACCUGAUGUCUCAGUUGCCUCAGCCACUCAUUUCACUACACACAACAUCCCCCAAACUUUUAGCACUGCAAUCCGGUGCACCAAGUGUGGAAACAGCUUUGACAACAUGCCUGAACUGCACAAACACAUAUUAGUUUGUGCUAAUGCUAGCGAUAAGAAACGCUACACCCCUAAGAAGAAUCCCAUACCUCUCAAGCAGAUCGUGAAGACGUCUCCCAAUGGCUUGUUUUCCACCACAGGAGUUGCUACUGGACAGAAUGCAUUUCGUAGAAUGGGUCAGCCUAAAAGGCUUAACUUUAACCAAGAUAUCUCCUCCAAAACAAAGUUAACAUCCCUAAAUAAGAAGAAAAACCAGCUGGUCCAGAAAGCCAUAUCUCAGAAGAACAAAUCUGCUGCCACAGCAAAGAAAUCAAACCGGGUAAAGGAAGAAGAGACCCAAGAGAUCCAUUCGUGCCCACACUGUAGUCGAGAGUUCACGUACCCAGCCAGCCUCGCAAAACACAUCGCUUGCAGCUGUCCACAAAGACCUGUUGCCAAGAAGUUGAAAAAAGGAGCACUGACGCCACAAGACAAAAACAUGAGUCUACGAAGUAGAGCCACUGACUCUGAAGUCAUACAAGAGACAGGCUCUGGAAAAAGCUCGAAGCCUUUGGGGAAAACCAGAGCCCGGAGCUCUGAGCCAGUGGAGAGUGAAGUUCCACCAGCAAGUAAAGGAAAAGCACCUCAGGUACGUACCAAAAGGCCAGCCUCAAAUGUAGACAACCCAGCCACCCAAAGUAAAAAAGGCAAAAAGCGCAGUGACCCACAAACCUCCAUAACUCCUGUAAUUUCUGAUGACCCUUCAACACGGCCUCUGGCGAAAAUGCAACGUGGACCUAAAGAGGUUGUUGUAAAGGAGGAGACUGCAGUGAAAACAUCACAGUCUAAAAAGGAGUACCGUUUUUCAGUAAGGACACGGGAGAGGGUAGGUGGGCCAGUCACACGCAGUCUACAGAUGGCUAGUGCUUCAGCUCCUUUGGAAGUGAAGACUGAAGACUCCCUAAACCAUGAACCAGGGCAGUCUGAGGAGUCUCUGUUGAAGUUAGCCAGCUAAAACUCUAUGUUCUCUGAAGGACUGCUUUGCUUUUCCAGUCAGUGACUGGAAGGGGAAGUUCAUUGAGCUUGGAUUAGCUUGAGCAGAGACUGAAUGUUGAUGGGGGUCAGGAGUUUUUAUCCCUGCUCGUGUUUCACUUUGGCCCAGUGGAAGUAUCUUCUCAAUGCACUUUUAUAAAUAAUUCAUUGGAUGUCUAAUGCCCCCAAAUGGACUGAAGAUUAUUAAAGAAAUCUAUAACAAGUGUAAUAUCACUUGAUUUAUCAAUGUUGACCCUCUGGUUUUGUUAAAGAAAUAGUCCAGCCAAAAAUGGAAAAAAUUGUCAAAGUGCCCUCCUGUCCAAACCUGUUUGACUUUUUACUUAAUCGGAACACAAAAUGUGAUGUUUUAAUGAAUCUCUCAGUCUCUCUUUUCAAUAGAAUGCCAGUUGAUGUGACUCGCUUUGGAGCAUAUAAAGAAUCCAAAAGUUUCAUAAAGGUAGUCCAUGUGACUCGUGUCAUAUACCGAGGCUUCUGAAAAAUAUUUAAAUUUUACGUUGUUUCACCCCAAAACGUAUUAAAUGACUUGACUUGGAAUAUGACACAUGAGUUGCAUUAUGCUACUUUUGUGAUACUUUUGGGUCCUUUUGUAAGCUUGAAAGUGAGACACAAUCCACUGAUUAUUCAAUAUUUAUUAUAGCAUCUCUGUUUGUGUUCUGCAUACGGAAGUCAUAUGGAUUUGGAACGUAUUUGGGCAGUAAAUUAUGAUAAAUUUAAUUUUUGGAUGAACAAUUCUUUUAAGGUAUUGCAAAAGGCAAUCAUGUACAAGUUGCUUUUUCUUAGUCUGGUUUGUCCUUUGUUUAAUCAGUAAAAUUUAGGAUCCAAAGGUCACGCCUAAUGCAUGUGCUCUGUAUAUACAGUAUGAGCGGACCGAUCCUCUCUCCAUGUCUAUACUCCCUUUUUGACCUGCUCUUUUACUGAGAAAAAUUAUUUGAAAAAAAGUAUAUAUGUAUAUUUAAGUAAAUUUAAUCCUCCACAGGAUGUUUAUUGCAUCUGAGGCUCUCAUAUUUUGAGAGGCUUUUUUGUUUUUACUUUGUUGUUUUCUUUUAUGUUAACAUAGUAAAUUAAUGGAGCUGUUUGAUACAGUCAGAGUGAGCAGGAGAGAACUGUUUGCUGUAUGUAUAAGGUGUUCUACCGUUACCUGUACCAGCCAAAACCUGAAGCCAUUUUCUUUCCUCUGUACCUUUUGUAAUCUACAGCAUUUACAGCAGGGCUGCUGGCCAAUUAAAACUACACAAAACUACAACUCGGACGAACAGCUGCACUUGCAAAAAAAGAAUUGAAACAGCUGUAUGUGCCAUUAUUAAUAACCAAAGUAUGUAAGUUUUUGGCAUAUUAGUAAUCUGAUUAUUUCUAAUGAAACGCACUUUAUAUAGACUAAUUUGCCUUCUCAAAGUUUGGAGUGAUUUUACAGGAAGUGAUGACACUUGGUUGAAAACUGUCAAAAAAUAGCAUUAUUUGAUAUAUUACACACACCUACAUCACAACCUGAGGCAUCCUUAGAAAUUUUAUUUUAGUCUGUUAAGACCCAGUUAAUGUUACGUUAUUAAUAUAAUUAGCUUGUAAUUGCAGUGUUGCUAUUCAGCUAUCUUUGAUAAUCAAGCAUUACACAAACAUUUUGUUUAUAGCAUUUCUCAUUUUCAUAUAAUGGAUAAGACCUCUGCUUUAAUAGAACAUCUAACUUGACAUUCUUAGUGGUCUACCUCCUGGCAAGCUUUGAACUGGUGUGUUUUCUGUCUUUGGACAGCGUAAUCCCUCUCACUCCUAAGCCUGUCUCUGCCAUGUACUUUCCACUUCACAACCUGGACAAACAAGAUCUAAACAAUUUAAAAAGUUUAAGCAAGGAACUCAAAAAGAUUUUUUCUUUUCAAAAUUUCCAUCUUGAAGUAUGUCUUUGCUGUCCUGCAUUGAUAUAUUUUUAGGCAUUAAAAUGUUGAUGUGUUUUGUGAUUAUGAAUAAUAACCCUCACAAAUGUAAAAUGCAUUGUUCUAAUUGAUAUAUUAAAUUUUGUUUUUUCAAUUGGA